Molecule: messenger RNA, 1868 nt
Organism: Callorhinchus milii (elephant shark)
Lineage: Eukaryota; Metazoa; Chordata; Chondrichthyes; Chimaeriformes; Callorhinchidae
Gene: sparc
Product: secreted protein, acidic, cysteine-rich (osteonectin)
Exons: 11
Coding region: 155-1096 (313 amino acids)
Biological process (GO): anatomical structure development
Molecular function (GO): collagen binding; protein binding; calcium ion binding
Source: RefSeq, a predicted model, not a curated record
GGAGAAUGAGGGAAAAGACAGCCCACAAAGGAUAACAUUACUUCAUUUCCUGCUAAAUUGCAGUGAAAAGUCAGUCUCUCUCAUUGCCUCGGUCAGCCUGCUGCUUUUGCUCCCUUGGUCUGUCACCAAGAAUCUCUUUCUUCCCAAGAUCAAAAUGAGGGCUUGGAUGGUUCUCCUCCUGUGCCUUGCAGGCAAGGCACUGGCUGCCCCAGAGGGUCUUGUGGCUGAAGUCGAUGUUGUUGAGGAAACUGAACAAGAGGUAACAACUGAAGAGGUCAUCAUUGAAGACUUUACAGAGGAAUCACCCGUUGGAGCCAACCCCGUCCAAGUUGACACAGGCGACUUUGAGGACGUCGAGGAGGAUACGACAAAAGACUUUGAAGCCGAGAACCCAUGUCAAAACUACCACUGCAAGCGAGGAAAGGUCUGUGAGCUUGAUGAGGACAACAUGCCCAUGUGCGUCUGCCAGGACCCCACUUCCUGCCCACCCAGCACCGUCACAUUUGAGAAGGUGUGUGGUACAGACAACAAGACCUUUGACAGUGCCUGCCAGCUGUUUGCCACCAAGUGCGCAUUGGAGGGCACCAAGAAGGGACACAAACUCCACCUGGAUUACAUCGGGCCAUGCAAAGAAAUCCCAACCUGUGGGGACGCUGAACUGACAGAGUUCCCCCUCCGCAUGCGUGACUGGCUGAAGAAUGUUCUGGUAACUCUGUACGAGCGUGACAGCGAACUGACCAACCUCCUGACAGAGAAGCAGAAGACGAAGGUCAGGAAGAUGUAUGAGAAUGAGAAACGUCUCGAGGCUGGAGAGCAUUCCUUGGACCUGUUGGCUCAUGACUUUGAGAAGAACUACAACAUGUACAUCUUCCCCGUCCACUGGCAAUUUGGACAACUUGAUCAGCAUCCAAUUGACAAGUUCCUGUCUCACUCUGAGCUGGCUCCUCUGCGGGCGCCUCUCAUUCCAAUGGAACACUGCACCAAUCGCUUCUUCGAGGCGUGCGACACCGACAGUGACAAAUACAUUUCCCUCAACGAGUGGACCAUGUGCUUCGGUAUCAAAGAACAGGAUAUCGAUGAGAAUCUGCUGAUCUAAGCUCCUCAUCUCUCUGCCUGUCGCUACCAAUUACUACCCCUCCAGAAGUGGUGCUAUGUAGAGCUCGACCACAUUUAAUGGUGCUACAUUCAUUUAUUAUCCAUACCACUGUAACACACAGUGCCUGUGCUUCCAAUAACACAUUGUCAACAAAAAUUGUACAUCUUCCUCCAAAAUAUCCAAUUUAGGCCCAAAUCCUGUGUUGAUUUUUUUUAAAAAAAUGAUGUAUCCUUAUUAAAUUUCAGAGUAACUUGGUAAUGUGUUAAGCUAACAGUAUUAUCUGAAACCUUGCCUGUGGCAAACAAAAUUGUGUACACUAAAUUAACCCUUUAAUGUCCGAAAGCGAAGAAGGUUGGGGGUGGGGGGGGGGGGUGGUUUCUUUUUGCUUUGUAACGGUUUGUUAAUUUUGUAGGCGUUGGAGAAUUAAUUUGAGUAUGUCGUCAGUUUUUUUUUUAAGGAUUUGCGAUGAGGGCAGCGGUGUUAAAACGAUGUGAUUUGAUCUCAAAAGGGUUUGUGAAGACACUCACACACACACACACAUACACACUCUCAUUCACACACGCUCUCAUUCGUACUCACACAGAGAAAAAAAUGGACACCUAUUAAAAUGUUAAGAUGCAAGUGAGGUUGAAUGUGGAAAAUGAUCAUGCCAGUUGGAGAAACUCUACCUCGAGCGUUCCCUUUUGCUAUCUGCUAACACGUGGGAAGCACACUUUCAAUACUUCCUCUUCCUAAUAAAAGAAUAAUUAAAACAAAAUCUUUCUUGCAUGCA